AAAUCUCUGGCUGCGUAUUUUCAAGUCAUUAGACCAUGAACACUGUGAGCAUGAACAUUACAAUAGACCCCAACAAGAUCCCUAAAAUCAACAAGUUACCAGCAGAUGAUAAGAUUUAUUUGGGACCGAAUUUUGGGGGACGACGGCUGAACUGGAAGAACGGCUGCGAUGGAGAAACUAGCGCUAGAGCCACAUCCGGAGCAUCAGUAAAACUCGACGCAGUGCCAGACUCGACUACAAACAAGCCUGCGCUAUCAGAGGAGGAAAUGGAGAAACGCUCUAAAUCCAUUAUUGAGGAGUUUCUACACAUAAAUGAUUACAAAGAGGCCUUGCAUUGCGUGGAGGAACUGGACCAGGGCGAGAUGCUGUACGUUUUUGUUCGGGUGGGUGUGGAGACCACGCUGGAGCAAAACCAGAUCACACGUGACCACGUGGGUCAUCUGUUCCAUCAGCUGCUGCAGGCUGGGAUCCUCUCCACAUCUCAGUUUUUUAAAGGGUUCUCAGAAACCCUCGAGAUAGCAGAUGAUAUGGCGAUUGACAUUCCUUAUGUAUGGCAGUACAUAGCGGAGCUCGUUAAUCCUGUGCUUCGGGAAGGAGGAAUCUCUUUGAGAGAAUUAUUAAUUGAAUUUAGCAAACCACUACUUCCUGUGGCAAGAGCCGGCAUAUUAUUUGCAGAAAUAUUGCAGCUUCUCUGCAAACACAUGAGCCAAAAGGAAGUGGAGGCCUUAUGGAGGGACUCUAAACUGAGCUGGGCUGAUUUUCUUCCUGAAACCGUGGAUGGGAACAACUUCAUUACUGAGCAGACCUGAUGAAGUCUGAUGAUCUGAAGAGGGUGGAGCUGAGACUUCAGACAGCAGACGGAC
This is a messenger RNA of Silurus meridionalis, 863 nucleotides long. RefSeq names its product eukaryotic translation initiation factor 4 gamma 3-like. The record is from RefSeq and is a predicted model, not a curated record. The transcript has 9 exons. Gene Ontology annotation, cellular component: eukaryotic translation initiation factor 4F complex. Gene Ontology annotation, molecular function: mRNA binding; translation initiation factor activity. Lineage: Eukaryota; Metazoa; Chordata; Actinopteri; Siluriformes; Siluridae. Bases 36 to 809 code for a protein of 257 amino acids.